CCCACGAAGGCCAAGAGCGCGGCGUCUUCGCAGGCCGCGGCCCGCAAGAAGGAGGCGCGCAAGGCGCCACACGCCACCCCGGGCGGCACGAGCGUGAGCAUGAGCAAGAAGGCGGACGGCGGCGGCGUGGACGCGCUCGGGGGCGCCGCGGGCCUCUCCAGCGGCGACCUGUUCGCGCGCAACCUGUCGGUGAUGAGCGUGGCCCACGUGGCCAGAGGCGUGGGCUUCGACGCCGUGCAGAAGUCGGCGGCGGACGCCCUGACGGAGAUCCUGGCCAAGUAUAUUCAACGCAUCGGCGGGGCGGCCAAGGACAUCGCCGAGCUGGCAGGACGCACUCAACCCAAGGCCACGGACGUGGUUCAAGCCCUGCAGGACCUGGAGCCGGCCCCCGUGGAGAUUAAGGACCUGGUGAAGACUCUGGAGACGGCCAAGAGACCCUUCCCGAGAGAUGUCCCGGCCUUCCCGGCCAGGAAGAGAGACAUCUCGGGGAACACCAUUGAGCAGGCCAAGAUCGGACGACGAGAGGGGCUCCCACCUCACGUGCCGAGCUUCCUGCCCCCGCUGCCCAACCGCCACACGUACAGCUCCGAGAGUCGCCUGGUGGUAGACAGAGGGCAGGACACCAAACGCACGAGGCUCGAGCUGCUCAGUGAGAAGGCUCAAGUGCGGCAGUCGCUGCACGGCCUGCAGACUGCGGCUGCCAAAAAACCGGCCGUCAUUGUGCACCAGCCGACGUGGAACGCCUUCCAAGGGUCUACUGGAGACAACGCCACGGAGAACCCGUUCGUGCAGGCGCCGAUUGUCAGCCCGGUCGCCACGGGCAUCUUUGCUGGACCUGAUCGCGACUUUGUGCCAAACGUUGACAGAGAGAAGGCGCAGUCGAAGAACCAGCUCGACAACAAUGUGACCAUCCCGAAGCUGUCCAACCAAGAGCAGGGCAAGGAAGAGAAGAUACUGUCCGGUACAUUCCACGAUGGUGAUUCCGAA
Molecule: messenger RNA, 987 nt
Organism: Phytophthora sojae
Lineage: Eukaryota; Oomycota; Peronosporomycetes; Peronosporales; Peronosporaceae
Exons: 5
Cellular component (GO): transcription factor TFIID complex
Molecular function (GO): protein heterodimerization activity
Source: RefSeq, a predicted model, not a curated record